This is a messenger RNA of Cotesia congregata, 1701 nucleotides long. Lineage: Eukaryota; Metazoa; Arthropoda; Insecta; Hymenoptera; Braconidae. The record is from the annotation of a GenBank genome assembly.
AUGUACAAACAUAUAUUUAAAUGCUCUCUCUUCACAGCUGCUAUUCAAUCAGAGGAUCCAGGUGCACCUGAUCCAUCAAAAAAUAUGUCGUCAAAGCCUGCUGAGGUUAUACAGACCACAGAGUCUGAUGAAUCACAGAAAGAGAAUCGCGAGCCAGAUGAUAAGCUAGAGGACCUAGAUCCCGAGCUGCUUGAAAUUCUUGGUGAACAAGUACCUGAUUCUGGGGAAAAAAUAAAAAUUAAUCAGGGUAUCACCAAGUGGUGGAAAAAUUGGAUGUCUAAAGGACUAUCUGAGGAAGAAAAAAAGGAGGUAGUCAAAACAUACCCCCAGAACUCCGAGUUUGCGACCGAUUCUCCGAAGGUUAACUUGGAGAUAUUACGACACAUGACCGAUAUUGCUAAAAAAUGCGAUCAACAUUUUGCUGAAACACAAAGUUGUGUUGGUAAAGCAUUGUUGUCAUUGGCUUCAGCGUUCUCGUUAAUUACAGAAGACCCUGAAGGAGACAUCGAUCAGACAAAAUUGUUAAAGUAUCUUUGGGAUUCAGGAAAACUGUUGUCUGAUGUAUAUUUUCAACAGUCGACGGCGAGAAGGUCUUUUAUCACGCCAAUUUUGGAUAAAGAGCUAAAAACGACAUUGGAUGCAAGUGUCCCCAAUGAGUGGUUAUACGGAGAUAAACUGUCUGACCAAGUAAAAGAGGCUAAAUCCAUUGUGAAAGCAGCAGCUUCACUAAAACAGCCGGAAAAAUCUGUGGCAAAGAAAUCGCUAAGGAAACUUCCGGGGCCCACCUGUAAAUUACAGACAGAUGGGCAACUUCAAUCAGAGGAGACAGUUCAAGAAUGUCCGAUACAGGUCCAAAUCCUCAACAGCGAGUCCGUCACAGAGGUCAUCGAGGGAGAAGCAUCAAACCCCGAACAAGAAAUAAAGGUAAAACAUAUAGCGGGUAGGCUAAAACACUUUAUUAAAAAGUGGAAGGAAAUAACUAAUGAUUCCUUCAUCAUUAAAUGUAUCAAGGGAUAUAAAAUUCCUUUUGCUAAGUGCCCGACUCAAAUGAAGGUACCACCAGAACCAGAUUCCAACCGAAUGUCAGUCGAACUCACUAAUAAAAGAAAAGACAAUGUCAUUCAAUUAUUAAAUAGCUUCGAAUUAAAUAAAAAGUAUAAAAUUAGAAGAAUUGCUCAUCUAAUCGGUGUAUUGAUAUCGUGUUGCUCGGGAGUUGCGUACAGCAAUAUCUAUUGCAAACGUCUUGAAAGAUAUAAAUGGUUAGCUUUGCUUGUAAAUAACAAUGAUUUUGAGGCAAACCCAUUAUUGUCCAGGUUUUUGCGAGGAUGCUUUAAAAGAAGGCCUUCAAAACCAAAAUACUCAGUAACAUGGGAUACUGAGCAAGAUCUGGCAGAAAUUCUUGUGACGUUGCUUAUGUUAAUCACGGCUCAUAGACUACAAACAUUAUCAUUGAUUAACAUUGAUAAUAUUAUAAAAUCAGAUCUGGGUUUAAAAAUCAAAAUUCCUGACCUUAUUAAAACAUCCAAACCGGGAAAAGAGCAGCCCGUAUUGUCUAUCCCCUUUUUUAACCAAGAUAAAAAGAUAUGUGUAGCAACCAUUCUUAUACUUUACCUUGAGAAAACCAAGGACCUCAGGCUUGAUACAAAAAUGAUGUUUAUAUCAACGGUAAAACCCCAUGGACCAGCCAGUGCACAAACAAUA